Microtus ochrogaster (prairie vole) is the source of this 8621-nucleotide messenger RNA. It is a transcript of the gene Ntrk2, whose product is annotated as neurotrophic receptor tyrosine kinase 2. Gene Ontology annotation, biological process: cellular response to brain-derived neurotrophic factor stimulus; protein phosphorylation; multicellular organism development. Bases 242 to 2707 code for a protein of 821 amino acids. The transcript has 17 exons. The record is from RefSeq and is a predicted model, not a curated record. Lineage: Eukaryota; Metazoa; Chordata; Mammalia; Rodentia; Cricetidae. Gene Ontology annotation, cellular component: dendritic spine; signaling receptor complex; postsynaptic density. Gene Ontology annotation, molecular function: brain-derived neurotrophic factor binding; brain-derived neurotrophic factor receptor activity; ATP binding.
ACCAUGCAGCAGCCCUGUGGCUUGGAGCAGCGGCCCGCGAUGUCCCGGCCACUGUGAACCCUUUGGCCUGCGCCAACCUGCUCAACCCAGACAGGCUCAAUCUCUGGUACACUCCACUUCAAGGGAGGCCACCGGCACCGAGCAGCAAGAGGGCGCAGGAAAGGCCUCCCCCCUCCGGCGGGGGACGCCAGGCUCAGCGUAGGGACAAGCACUCCGGACUGAUUGGCACUGGCGGCGAGGGAUGUCGCCCUGGCCGAGGUGGCAUGGACCCGCCAUGGCGCGGCUCUGGGGCUUAUGUUGGCUGGCUGUGGGCUUCUGGAGGGCCUCUCUCGCCUGCCCCAUGUCCUGCAAAUGCAGUGCCUCUAGGAUCUGGUGUACGGAGCCUUCUCCUGGCAUCGUGGCGUUUCCAAGGUUGGAACCUAACAGUGUCGACCCGGAGAACAUCACUGAAAUUUUCAUCGCAAAUCAGAAGAGGUUAGAGAUCAUCAACGAAGAUGACGUGGAAGCUUAUGUGGGGCUGAAAAACCUGACAAUCGUGGAUUCCGGAUUAAAAUUUGUGGCGUACAAAGCCUUUCUGAAAAACAGCAACCUGCAGCACGUGAAUCUCACACGAAACAAGCUGACGAGCUUGUCCAGGAAGCAUUUCCGCCACCUUGACUUGUCGGAGCUGGUCCUGGUGGGCAAUCCGUUCACGUGUUCCUGCGACAUUAUGUGGAUCAAGACUCUCCAAGAGACGAAGGGCAGCCCAGACACGCAGGAUUUGUACUGCCUCAAUGAAAGCAGCAAGAACAUGCCCCUGGCAAACCUGCAGAUACCCAACUGCGGCCUACCGUCUGCACGUCUGGCUGCUCCUAACCUCACUGUGGAGGAAGGGAACUCUGUAACCCUUUCUUGCAGUGUGGCAGGUGACCCACUCCCCAUGCUGUACUGGGACGUUGGGAAUUUGGUUUCCAAACACAUGAAUGAGACGAGCCACACGCAGGGCUCCUUAAGGAUCACAAACAUUUCCUCUGAUGACAGCGGGAAGCAGAUCUCUUGUGUGGCAGAAAACCUGGUGGGAGAAGACCAGGAUUCCGUGAACCUCACUGUACAUUUUGCACCGUCCAUCACAUUCCUCGAGUCUCCAACCUCAGACCACCACUGGUGCAUCCCGUUCACUGUGAGAGGCAACCCCAAGCCCACGCUCCAGUGGUUCUAUAACGGGGCAAUACUGAACGAAUCCAAAUACAUCUGCACUAAAAUCCAUGUGACCAACCACACGGAGUACCACGGUUGCCUCCAGCUCGACAAUCCCACUCAUAUGAACAACGGAGACUACACUCUGAUGGCCAAGAAUGAGUACGGGAAGGACGAGAGACAGAUUUCCGCCCACUUCAUGGGCCGACCUGGAAUUGAUUACGAGACAAACCCAAACUACCCUGAAGACCUCUACGAAGACUGGACUGUAGCAACUGACAUCGGGGAUACCACAAACAAAAGCAAUGAGAUCCCUUCCACGGAUGUUGCCGACCAAAACAAUCGGGAGCGUCUCUCGGUCUAUGCUGUGGUGGUGAUUGCGUCUGUGGUAGGAUUCUGUCUGCUGGUGAUGCUGCUUCUGCUCAAGUUGGCAAGGCAUUCCAAGUUUGGCAUGAAAGGUCCAGCUUCUGUCAUCAGCAACGACGAUGACUCAGCCAGCCCGCUCCACCACAUCUCCAACGGGAGUAAUACUCCAUCUUCUUCAGAGGGCGGUCCUGAUGCUGUCAUUAUUGGAAUGACCAAGAUUCCUGUCAUCGAAAACCCUCAGUACUUUGGCAUCACCAACAGCCAGCUCAAGCCAGACACAUUUGUUCAGCACAUCAAGAGGCAUAAUAUUGUUCUGAAGAGGGAGCUCGGGGAAGGAGCCUUUGGAAAAGUUUUCCUGGCAGAAUGCUACAACCUCUGUCCUGAGCAGGAUAAGAUCCUGGUAGCCGUAAAGACGCUGAAGGACGCCAGCGACAAUGCCCGCAAGGACUUCCACCGUGAAGCUGAGCUGCUGACCAACCUCCAGCAUGAACACAUUGUCAAGUUCUACGGCGUCUGUGUGGAGGGCGACCCGCUCAUCAUGGUCUUUGAGUACAUGAAACACGGAGAUCUCAACAAGUUCCUUAGGGCACACGGGCCAGACGCGGUGCUGAUGGCGGAGGGCACUCCGCCCACUGAGCUGACGCAGUCUCAGAUGCUUCACAUCGCUCAGCAAAUUGCAGCCGGCAUGGUCUACCUGGCGUCCCAACACUUUGUGCACCGUGACCUGGCCACCCGGAACUGCCUGGUAGGGGAGAACCUGCUGGUGAAAAUUGGGGACUUCGGCAUGUCCCGGGACGUGUACAGCACCGACUACUAUAGGGUCGGAGGCCACACGAUGCUGCCUAUCCGCUGGAUGCCUCCAGAGAGCAUCAUGUACAGGAAAUUUACCACGGAGAGCGACGUCUGGAGCCUGGGUGUCGUGUUGUGGGAGAUCUUCACCUACGGCAAGCAGCCCUGGUAUCAGCUAUCAAAUAACGAGGUCAUAGAAUGCAUCACCCAGGGCCGAGUCCUGCAGCGGCCUCGCACGUGCCCGCAGGAGGUGUACGAGCUGAUGCUGGGAUGCUGGCAGCGGGAACCACACAUGAGGAAGAGCAUCAAGGGCAUCCACACCCUCCUCCAGAACUUGGCCAAGGCAUCGCCUGUCUACCUGGAUAUCCUAGGCUAGGGCCCUUCUCCCCAGAUCCGCCCUUCCCGAUGCACUCCUCAGACUGGCCAACACGACGAACCUCUUACCUGCCGCUGGGUGUCAUGACCUUGCUGUCCUUCGUUGUUCUGACAGUAUUAACAAGACAGGGAGCGGCUUUCGGAGGGAAGCAGUGUGCACUUCUCCAUCCACAGACAGUGUUAACUCGCUUUUGGCAUUGUCUCUUUCUCUCUCCUUUGGUUUCUUUCUUUCUUUCUUUCGCCCUUUCACCUUUUACUUUGGGUCUUCCCUGCUUCGUGAUCCUCAGCCUCUCUCCUUGAACAAUCUGGCUUCUGUAUUCCUAUUGACUGUACAUAGACAAAGGCCUUAAACAAAACCCUAAUUUGUUAUAUCAGCUGACACUCCAGUUUGCCCACCACAACUAGCAAUGCCUUGUUGUACUCCUGCCUUCGAUGUGGAUGACAAAAGGGAAACCAAACAUCUGACUUAAAGCGCCACUUCCAGUGUACAGACACGGGCAUUUCUAUGGAUUCACUCCUGUUUAUUUAUUUAACUAUUUAUUUAUCUAUUUAUUUAUUUAUUUAUCUUCUUGUUUUCUGAUGGCUUUAGCCUGUGUGUAAAGGGAAAGUUGUAUACAAUCUAGGAAGAUGUUAUCCGUGGGAGAUGAGAUCCAGAGAGAGAAAGAAGUGUGGCUAUAAACUACAGAACGACCAGAACAGAGACAGCCAACGGGAUCAUCUGGGGUCAGCCCCUGCUGAGGAAGAUCCCGAAACCGUGAGCUGGGAGGAGCAUGUUCGACACCGUCCCCUGAGGACCUUCCUGAGGAGGAAAGAGGGUGUUGAACUCUGCACCAUGGACAGAGUUUCAAGGCACAGAUACUGGCCUACAAUGGAAAGUGAAGAUGGCCUCCGUGGGACCCAGACAGCACAUCGCGCAUUCCGACAGCGCAUUGUGGUCGGGCAUGGUGACAGAGUUGAAGCGUUCCUCAAGGGUUACCUACCAAACUUUGUCAAGUUCAGUUGAAAAGAGGGAGAUUUUUGCUCAGAUAUUAUUUCUGGGUCAGAUGGGGAAAUCUGAGUCCUUGAAAAUGACAGGAAGCACUCUCAAUUCCGAGGCACGUUUCUCUUACCUUGAACUUUUCAGACAAUUUCCUCCAGCCCCAACCCUCCACUCUCACCUGUCUUUUAACUGUGCAAAAAAAAAAAAGUGCAUGGUCUUUGUCAAUCAAGACCUGUGUGCAGAAAGGACCGCUCCAGUUGUGGGGCCCCAUGGGUAGGGCAGAGCCAUAGAAGGUCUGACGUAUGCAACUUAGGGAUGGGGCGGGACCAGCAGCUGAAAGCAUGCUGCUGCAGUUGGUGGUGAUGGGUUUGCCCGUAGGGAUGCUGAUGCCUGGGUGUCUUCAUCCGCCUCAGCCCCACAGCAACGUGGGAUGGGACAGGUGGAUCCAUCCCUGAGGGGAAGAAAAGCUCUCUUGGGGACAGCACCCGAGUUCACAUUUAGUGUCCGGGUCAAGUCUCUUGCUCUGGGCUCUGUUUGGGAGAGCGGUUCACUUCUAAGUACUCAUUGUCAGUGUGCUGUUUUGUUAUCUAUACUCCAUUAAAAAGUUUUUUAAAAAAGGAAGAAGGAGAAGGGGAAGAAGAAGGAGAAGAAGGAAAGAAAAAAAACCUGAAAAAUCUGUGCAGUAUGGCUGAUGGGAGGCUGUACCCAGACUGAGCUUGGAAAUACGCUUCUGAGUAUGAUUAUGGGUUUUACUAAGAGAAAGUGUAAAUUUAAGUAGAAAUUUAUAGUUAUUAGGACAGUCAGUUAGACCGAGGGAGAACAGCAUUUCCGCUUCUCUGUCCCCCUCUGUGAGGGGAAGUUUGAUAAACUUGACAUCUUUGUUACAUGAGCCAGAUUGGAAGCGGGUGAUUGAAUUCACCUUAGCGCACUUCUUUGGAGUUUAUUUCUGAAGGUGCCAGAGCUCUGGGUAGGUUUCAUUUGUGCCCACUAAUUUCUGGAGCACUGUGUUUUCUAGUAUAGACUUUGAAAGCAGGUUCUCAAAAUAAAUAAAUAAAAAUAAUAAAAUAAAAUAAAAACCUCAGUGUAAAUGAACAGAGACCAGGAAGAGAUCCAGUGGACCCGCUCAAGGGAGGGGUCGCAUAAAGCAGACGCUAUAUAGGGUCCUUUCUGUGGCACUGGCCCGUGAGAGAUGGGAGCCAUUUGUCCUCUUCGUCCAUGAGAAACCCCUCCAGGAUACCUAUCCUAAUAUAUCGAAAGCCAUAUCUCUGUGAUAUAUACAGGCAGGUAUAUAUCCUAUAAAGGACCCACGGUACUGUCACAACACUGUGGAGCUGUGGCGCUGCAAAGCUAGGACAGAUGGGUGUAUCCACGCUGUUCUAGAUUCCUAGGACAAAUGGGUGUAUCCACACUGUUCUAGAUUCCUAGGACAGAUGGUGUAUCCACACUGUUCUAGAUUCCUAGGACAGAUGGUGUAUCCGCGCUGUUCUAGAUUCCUAGUACAGGUGGGUGCAUCCACGCUGUUCUAGAUUCCUAGGACAGAUGGUGUAUCCACGCUGUUCUAGAUUCCUAGGACAGAUGGUAUAUCCACACUGUUCUAGAUUCCUAGGACAGAUGGUGUAUCCACGCUGUUCUAGAUUCCUAGGACAGAUGGGUGUAUCCAUGCUGUUCUAGAUUCCUAGGACAGAUGGUAUACCCACGCUGUUCUAGAUUCCUAGUACAGAUGGGUGUAUCCACGCUGUUCUAGAUUCCUAGGACAGAUGGGUGUGUCCACGCUGUUCUAGAUUCCUAGGACAGAUGGUGUAUCCAUGCUGUUCUAGAUUCCAUCAGCGAUGACCGGAGAACUUGCACAGGUCUGUCGCUGCGAGUCAGACCAGUUGCCCCAGGAGAAAAAGCUGCAAGUUGCUCAGCAGACAGCCGAGGAGAUGGUCCUGGGAAGAACCAAUGUUAGGGAAGCCUUGCAGGUUUACAUCAAAGGUCUGCAGUGAGAACAGGGAAGCAUUCCAUUCGAGAUCAGUGUUUUCCUUGGCAGGAAAAAAAAAGCAAAAGAGAGAAAUACAGAGAGGAGAAAGAGAGAGAGAUUCCUUAUACUGCUUUGACAAGUCCCUGAAGGUCUUAAAAUGAAAAUGUCUAUGCAAGCGCAAAAUUUUAUAGUUAUUUAUACUGAUUAUUAUUAUUAAUAAUUAUUAUUAUUAGUCCUUCUGUUGUCUCAAGAACAUGUGCCGAUGUCAGAGCAUUGCAGAACAUCUGCUGGCUUUUUAAGUAGUUGGACGAGCCGAGGACAUAACAUCUUAAAAUAGUUCUCAUUAUUCAUCGACUACUCUCUUUCUUGUGGUAUUUUAAUUUUUAGAAAAGAAACAUUCUUGCUCUAAAACAUAUCCCUCUCCAAACAGGACAAGCACGGUGGUAGCGACCCAAAUUCUCCAUCCCGAACCCCAUUAUCCACUUCAUUUCCAAACUCUUGAUGGUUUCUGAGCACUUUUUGCAUGUGUUGGCAAAUUAUUCAUAUUUUUCACGAGGGAAUUGAGACUCAGAAGCUCAGAAACCAUGAGCUUCACCCAAGUCUGCCCUUGGACAUGUUAACACACACACACACACACACACACACACACACACACACACACACACACAAGGCAUUCAGGAAAGGAGGCGUGCUAGCGUGUCUGUGAAGCAGGAGGAGGUUAGGACAGACGGGAACACACACAGUCCAAGCAGAGGGGAUUUUCUCUCAUGUGCUUCUGCUCCUGGCGUCUUCUGACUCCCAUGCACUAAAACGAUGUCACAAUAAACCUCAUUGAGAAAAUGCUUCGAACACUGCUCUUGAGGGUUCUAUCCGAAUUCAUGCACACACGCUCACAUCAGCUCCAUUUGUGGUGUUUUUGUGUACUGAUAUAUAUAUAUAUAAAAUAUAUGUUAUAAACACUUGAUUUAUACAUAUACAAAUGCACAUCUGUAGUGUGUUUGUGUGUUUAUGUAUAAACAUAUAGGCACAUGGUAAUAGAAUAAUUAAUUGUAAGUAGGGUGCAAUAUGAAUAUUUGCUUAAAAUUUGCUAAAUAACCAAAACUAUCCAAUGUCGUGUGGCAGUUCGUGUUUCCAUUCUCCGUGUGGGUAAGGACCACACCAGCUUUCAACUCCGGGCAGUCCUUGGAUGGAAGAUUUGUUGAAGUCACAAUUCCCUGAGACAACGGACUGAAAAGCCAUCCUCCACGUUCAGCAUGCUCUCCGGCUCUCUGCGAAGGGAAAACACAGACAAAUGGUCUCCUUAGGUACAGCUCCAAGGGAGGAGAGCUGUGCUGUGCUGACCCUUCCCGCUCUGAUCCCCUUCUAGAUGCAGACUGUUGGGAGACCAGUGUCUUGAAGGCCGAUGAUAAAACACCCAAGAACCCACAGCAAGAUGGGCAGCUUGUAGUCACCCCUUACCCACAUAGGGAGAAAGAGCCAUGGUGCAGACAGCGGGAUCCCUGGUCAAGGGCUGUCGUGAGCCUCUCCUUUUGCAAAUGGGACUGCCAGCGACACCUGGUAUUGUCAUGUCUAAUUUCUAGAACUGUCAGCACAGACACAGGCACCCUCAUCGCUCCUUCUCCCCUCUUAGAGGACGUCUACUUCCCAACUUGACCUUUGGUUUGGCCCUGUUAAAGGAAACCUCAUGAAAGGAAUGGCUAACGAAUGUCCCAAGUCCCCAGAUUUCCAACUUUGCAGUUUAAGCCGAUUCUUCACAACGUGUAACAGGAAUGUAGAGACUCAAGUUGUGAUAGCUCGGACAUGAAUUUCAAGUGCUAUUGUGAAGAACCGGGUGGGAGGGGCUCCCAGGUGAAAGAGUAGUGCAGAAGGGCGUAGUUUACGCUGUCUGUCUGGGCUCCAUCUCUGCUGCUCCAGUCAAAGGUUCUUGACUAUUCUUCGCUGUGGCACCUUCCCUUCUUUAGACCCUUCGACUUCAUUUAUUUACGUCUAUUUAUUUAUAAGCUUUCGAUCCAUCCAUCACCAACAUGAAGCAAAAAAAAAAAAAAAUGACAUACAUGUAAAUGUGUUGCAAGCGAAACACUGUGAAUCUCACAACCACCUCCAAGCAACUAUGCUGCCAUCCUGAUGUGCAUCUCAGGAGACGAGAUGGGAAAAAGACGGGGACGUCAUUUUUGCAGCCUAUGCGUUCUGGGCCAGGUCCACGUGUUUUAUUUUAUUUUUUUUAUUCUGUGAGUUAAGAAAAAUGAUCCUGAGUGGAGGUUGACUGAAUGUCCAACGAGCUAGCCAAAGUAUCAUGAGCUGCUUGUGGCUGUAUGUUUGAGCAGGAAGGAAAACCAUGGGCAAUGGAGAAAUGAAACUUGAUGGAGAGGUCUCUCUAUCUUACAGCUCGUAUAGCUUACUGUUGCUUAAAAUGUAUACAACAGCUGGAAAUAUUUUCAAUACAAGGUAUUUGAAUUAAAUGUGAAUUUUAAAUAUGUACUCUCUUAAGGAAUGAACAUAUUAUGGUGAAAUAUCUCUCUCCCCGCGUUCCUGACCAACCAACCUGCCUAAAGAUGGGGAUGCCUACACUGGCUUCGGCCCCGGACAGAUGUUUGUACAUACCCAGGCCACACACACUCAUCUCAACCUCUCUCUGCACAUGUGCUACCCCUCCAACAGAGACCUGGUGUUUAGAACUCUAUCUUUCAGUUAGUUUAUUUCCCUUUAAUGUGACGUCUCUGUGCCGACUUUUACCGGCUCUCACUUGUUUUUUGCGAUCUGUUUUGAGGUCCAGUGCUUUUCUGAGACUCACUGCAUCUUGGCUGAUUUCAAAGUGACACCUGAAUACAGUGUUUAAAAAAAAAAUGUUUGUAAAUCAUGUGACCAGCUUCUCUCAACCUGACAUGGAAUGUCUCUUGUACUACAGUGUAUUUAAUAAAAAAAAAAAAAAAUGACGUCUUACAAUAAACAACGCCCUCCACGGGAGGCUACACUUGG